AUUCAUAAAAAAAAGUAACGGCCACCCACCACUCGGAGACCUUGUCGUCUACGGAAACCUACCCAUGACCCAUCUCUCUCUCAACUAUUGAACUACCUACCACACUCACACCAACGCAUUUUGCUUCACUUUAACAUUCUGAAAUUUCUUUUCAUUUUCUUCUCCAAACGCACCAACUGCAUUUUUCUUUCAGAGAUGGAGGCUAAGCUGUUGACUGCUGCUGCCUCUUCCACCGUGGUCGCCCCCUGCAUUUCUAAACCCUCGCCCAGAUUCGCAUACAAAUCUUGGGAAAGGAAUUGCACCCUCCCAUUUCAGAGCCCCAGGAAUUUGAGGAUUGGCGCUCGAGCUUCAGCUUCGGCAGCACCUACUCUUAGGUUGGAAGAUACAAGAGUCCUGAUGAGCAUCCUUUCUUCCCUGAUAUCUUACCUGUUGCCUCCACUUGAGUAUCCACAGUUGGCAGUGCGGAGCUGUAGUGAUCUUGAGGUCACAGAUUCAAACCCCGCCACCCGCUGGGAGACUUUCGGCCUUAAUCUACAAACCUGGCCGAGCAAGAUUAGUCGGAUUGGAUUAGUGGAAUUUUGUCAAAGGCGGCCUUAAUCCGCAAACCAAGUCGAGAAGGAUUAGUCGGAUUCUAUCAAGAAAUGUGUCUAUUAGAAUGUGAUGAAGAAAGUAUAUGCUUUAAGAUUUGAUCUAACGUAAUUGCUUUAUUUAUUGUGUAGCCUAAUGUUGAAAGUUUUACAGUGUUAGAAUGACUAUUGUUUAAAGAAUAGACUUGUUUUUAUCAUAUCUUUGAU
Messenger RNA from Salvia splendens (bonfire salvia), 794 nucleotides. RefSeq lists its product as uncharacterized. The record is from RefSeq and is a predicted model, not a curated record. The transcript has 3 exons. The coding region runs from base 196 to 597 and encodes 133 amino acids. NCBI's taxonomy places the organism in Eukaryota, Viridiplantae, Streptophyta, Magnoliopsida, Lamiales, Lamiaceae.